This is a messenger RNA of Limulus polyphemus (Atlantic horseshoe crab), 1453 nucleotides long. RefSeq lists its product as uncharacterized. The transcript has 5 exons. The record is from RefSeq and is a predicted model, not a curated record. Lineage: Eukaryota; Metazoa; Arthropoda; Merostomata; Xiphosura; Limulidae. The coding region runs from base 116 to 1333 and encodes 405 amino acids.
UCGCACAAGGGUAUCUGUUGGCUUUAACUAGUCUACACAGGCACGAUAUAUGUAUACAUCUUUUUCAUAUGAUUUGUUUUACAUGACUCUAAAUAUAAAUAUUGUUUAAUCUAUAAUGGCAAACUGCUUUCGUAAUUCAAAGAUAUCGUUGUGUCAAGUUAUCGGAGGUUUUAAAGGAUCACCAACCUUAGUUAAAGGUCAUCAAAAUUUUAAUGUUAGUGCUAGCUUCAGUAAUGGUAACACUGGUUUCUAUAAAACAAGCAGUUGCUUUUCGAUAUUUAACUUUAGUGGUAGUCAGCGAAACUUAAUAAUUGGCUCGUCUUUGAACUUGCAUCACAACCACAGAUAUAUUCGGACCAGUACCGAUGUCAGAGAUACUCUUAUCUCGUUUUUGGGUUGUGUUCUAUGCAUGAAACAAGCUGCUUUCAAGCAGGCUAUAAAAAGAGGACUAAUUGAACACAGAAUGCCAUUUUUGGCUUUGCAAGCAAGAACAUCAGUCUCUGCCUCAUGUGAAUUUCAGCCAGAUGUUGUUUACUGUCAUGAUAACAGUAUACAGGACGAUCACAAGUAUUGUAGAAAUAAGUGGGUUGUGUUGACCAAUAUACCAAACAAAACUAUUGAGGAAAGGCACUGCUUAGCAAAAGAGACAGGAUUCACAGAAUUACAUUUAAGCACUGUACCUGAUCCAGUGUGGAUGAUAAUUAAGCCUUGCUUGGCAUUAUCAGAUGACAUUCAUCUUAAAGAUAGUUGGUGUUCUCUUUCUUCAAAGAAGCAUGGCUUUCAGCUAACAUCAUUAACUCACUUUAAUGGCUACCUGGGUGCUGAACCAUACCAUGUGUUUUGUGUAGAAAUGGACAGAAGUAGCCACAUGAGAGGACUGAGCUCAGCUCCUUUGUCAGAUUUUGAACGACAGGCUGUUCUUUGUGCAAAUGUUUCAAAAACCAAUGAACCACCACAUCCAGUUGGAAAACCCACUGAAGAUCAACUACAGAAAAUACAUUUAGUCUUAGCUAACACUCUUCCUAAUUUCUUCAUUCAGUCACAAGAUUAUACAAUAUACCAUCAAAAUGUGAUAUUUGAGAACAAUAUACAAGGCAAAAUUACACGUGGCCUACCAGCUUAUGUCCAACAGAUGGCAUUGAUAAGAGUUCUUGGCCACCUGAGAUAUGCUCAUGUCAAAUUAGAGGUUUUAAAAAUCACCCAUCACUUUGAGGAUGGCACUAUUCGUGUUCGCUGGCGAAUUAAAGGAGUUUCUGGUCUAAGAGCACUGUUCUUUUUCUGGAACUUCAGAGUUUGGGAGUGGAAAGAAAUGAUGAAAAAUGAGUCAGAGUAAGUAAAAAAAGUUCUUUCCUGAAUAAAUAUUUUGCUUGAUAUUUUCAUAACAUUUUUUACUAAGCAAAAAUUAAAUUUGUGAUGAAAGGGAAAAGUUAUUCAUUAAAGAAAAUUUGGUUUU